Molecule: messenger RNA, 4955 nt
Organism: Anas platyrhynchos (mallard)
Lineage: Eukaryota; Metazoa; Chordata; Aves; Anseriformes; Anatidae
Gene: FRMD1
Product: FERM domain containing 1
Biological process (GO): positive regulation of hippo signaling
Cellular component (GO): cytoskeleton; cytoplasmic side of apical plasma membrane
Source: RefSeq, a predicted model, not a curated record
CUGAGGGGAGGGGAGGGGAGGGGGAGGCGGUGCGAGCCCGGGGAGCCCCGGUACCGGGGGGAACGGCCCGAGGAAGGUCUGUGAGCCGCGUCCUGCACCCGCUGUGACUUUGCCUGCUCUUUUUGCACCAUUCAGCAUCGGCACGGAAGGGGACUGGUUCCUAUUCGCCCUGCAGGUCCAGGUGCGUGGGAUGAAGGGAGCCUGACGGCUGUCGGAGGAGGAGAGGAGCCGCCGCGAGCUGCCCAGCAUGAGCAGGGCACUGCUGGCUGGCAGGAUGCAGCCCGAGGGCCGCAGCGUCUGCGUCUUCCUGCCCGACCGGGAGCAGCUCAGCCUGACCGUGGGGGUCAAAGCCACUGGACAGGAGCUCUUUCAGCAAGUUUGUGAUUUAGUGAAGAUUAAAGAGCCUCACUUCUUUGGCCUCAGCAUUGUUAAAAAUAAUGAGUAUGUUUUCAUUGACCUGGAGCAGAAGCUUAGCAAAUACUUCUCAAAGGAAUGGAAGAAAGAGACCAACAAAGGAACAGAGAAAUUCAGCCCUCCUUUUGUUGCAUUCUUUAGAGUACAAUACUACGUAGAAAAUGGAAGGGUAAUAAGUGACAAGGUGGCGAGGCAGCUUUACUACUGUCAUCUCAAAGAGCAAGUGCUCAUGUCUCGGUGCAACCACAAAGAAGAAAUCUACUUCCUGCUGGCUGCCUACAGCUUGCAGGCAGACUUGGGCAACUACAGGGAGGAGGUCCACACUGGGAAAUAUUUUGAACCUCAGGCAUAUUUCCCGCAAUGGAUAAUUGCAAAGAGGGGGAGCGACUACAUCUUGAAACAUGCCCCAGAGAUGCACCGAGAACAGCAAGGCCUGAGUGCAAAGGAAGCUGUGCUGAAGUUCAUUAAGGAGUCCUGCUUGUUGGAAGAUGUUCCCGUCCACUUCUACAGGCUGCAGAAGGAUAAGAAGGAGGAUCGCCCAACAGUUAUCCUGGGCCUGACCCUUAGAGGAAUGCACAUCUAUCAGGAGGUGAACCACGUUCGUCAGCUCCUCUACGACUUUCCCUGGUCGCACAUCGGGAAGCUGGCGUUUCUGGGGAAAAAAUUUGAGAUCCAGCCAGACGGUUUGCCCUCUGCACGGAAACUGGUUUACUACACAGGUUGCCCCUUCAGGUCACGGCACUUGCUGCAGCUCCUCAGCAACAGCCACCGGCUCUUUCUGAAUAUCCAGCCAGUGCUGAAGCAAAUCCAAAAACUGGAGGAGGCUGAAGAGAAGAAGCGCUACCGGGAGUCCUAUAUCAGCGACACGCUGGACAUGGACCUGGACCCGUGCGACAAGAACUCGCGCGGCAGCGGGAGCAGCGUGGGCAGCCGGAGGGAUAACCGCCUCUCGCGCCAGUCCACAGGGAGCCACGGCAGCUCUCACACCUCGGGCAUUGAGGCUGACUCGAGGCACCGAGUGUCAGUGGAGAUGUCGGUGGAUGAGCCCUUUGGCAUCGACCGAGUGCACAGGAAAGAGAAAUCCUGCAGCUCAACCAUCAGCUAUGGUAGCUCUGGCAUUGACAGCGGCAGUAAGGGGAGGGCUGAAGAUGACUCUCAGGAUGAUGAUCUUGAGCUGGCAGUAGAUGAGCCAGAGGAGGUGCCUGUAGAUGAGCCUUUAGGAAGAGACGAGUUAGAGGAGGCCACUGUGGAAGAAGCUGUUGAAUCUCUUCCUCUAGAUGCUGCUAGCUGCCAAGCUGUAAAUCAGGAGUCGCUGUCUGUGGUGCAAGUCACGCUAAUAAAAAUGAGAGGUCAAAGUGUGGAGUCCCUUCAUCAGGUCAAAUCGCCGAGAGGCAGGAGCUGCACAGACCAGCACAGCCAGAGUUUGGAUGACAUCCGCCUGUACAAGCACCGGCACCCGCCACUGAGUGCCACGCUGUCCUCGGACACGUCCCACAGCUACACGUUCGGCUGCAGCCUGGAGGAUAAGCUGUCUGUCUACGGCUGCGUUUAUUCCACAGCGGACUGCAAAACCAAGUCUGCCCUUUACGGGAAGCGAUCUAUGAACUGCCUCUCCUUGGAUCUGCUGGGAGAGGACCAGCUGCCAGAGGAGUUCGUGGUGUAAUGAGAUUGGAGCUCUUCCAUACCAGGAAACAGCACAGCAUGGAAAUAUAUACCUCAUUCACACGUGUGAUGUCACUGGGUCUUGUAGGAGAUUGAGCAGCUUUGUUACUCAACUCCGUAAUCAGCAAGUGGCAUCGCUUCUGCAGACCUGACUACAGGGCAAAUCAGCUGGAGUGUAGCACUUAACGUUGGCGUUGGGAGGGUCUGCUGAGCAGAACAUGGAAGUGGGCUGCACCAUUAGUAGUGACCAAAAAAACACAACCCAAAACUGGACCAAAAUUGAUUUAUCAGAAAGAUAUUUACAAAGUCCAUGGCCGUUUAGCUUCCUGCUUUUCUCUUGUGGUCCAUUUAUGUUAAUGCUACUAUACAAGUAGUUUGAUUGUCUUGAGCUUGUGCUGCUGCAGCACUGCUAGCGGCUGUCAGGUCAGGAUAUACUCUCAGCAUAUUUGGAUGUCUGUGCAUGGAAAAGUCUAGCCUUUUCUGAUUGUAAUGCACAGAAGUUGCCUGUUUGCUUUACUGGGAGCAAAACUUGCUCUGCCUUGAGCUUUUUGUUUGUUUUGUUUUGUUUUGAUGUAAGCAUCCAGCCAAAUACAAUGUAGGUUCUGUGUGUUUGUAUUUUUUUUUAAUGCAACAAUUGGAACUGUCUGUCAGCUGUCACUACUACUGCCAUGGUAUAGAUGGGUAAAUAAAUCCCUAUAUCCUUGGGAGAGAGAUGGGGGAAGGGAUGAAACAAAUAGCCAUUUCUGAGCAUACAGAGGACAAUUUAAGAGCAGUAAAUGACUGGCUCUCGAAGACAGGAGUGUGACUGGAGAAUUUGUCCGGGCAUGAUCACCCCUUAAGUUGCAUCAUACUUUUAAUGUUGUUCUUUUCUUUAUUUUUCAUAGAACUGUUCCUUAGAAUUUUUUACUCUGCUGGGGGCAGAUGUGGACUGGAGAAAGUCGCUUUGGAUAGACAAAGCUCCCAGUGGCUGUGUUCAACUUCAUCCUGCAUAGGUCACGGAAGUGUGCGUGAGCGAUGCUGUAGGGCCUGUGAUGUGAUGAUGGAGGCACGGGGGGAACCAGGGGUACUUUGGGUGGUCUUGAGUCCUGUGGAGCUGGCCAUGCUGGCUCCUGGCAGGAAAAUAGCUGUAAUUAUGCUGUUUGAUUAAGGGAUUUGUCUGGUGUGGAAAACACACUGCUGCCCUGUUACAUCCAAAUAAAUGUAUAGUUUUUUUGAUUUCCUUCCCUGCCUUCCCCCGCUGGUAGUACCCCCUCCCCAUCAAUUCCCAACAUCUGUGAAGCUUGUACUUAGAUCAUGCAUAACCUGCUUUGGACAGCAGGUGGACACUAACUGCUUUUCAUGGCAAACUUUAGAAGCUGAAUGAUGCUGUUGUGCUGAUUUGGGAAGUAUGUGUUGUACAGUGUUGAUCAAUCGGAAGAUGAAGAUGGCUGCUUUGGGAAAGGAAGGAAGUCAAACCACAACGAGGGAGGGUUCAUGCUGCUGCCUUGACAGGCUUAGCAGUUGUCCAGUGAAUUGCAUUCCUGUACUCUGUCAAAAUAGCAAAUCCGUGAAGUCUGCAAGCUCACUGUUUCUAUGCAAGUCAAUGUGGUGUAAAGAGACCACUUCAGGCCACCAGAUGCACCUGCAUUUGCUGAAGUGACAUCAGUGGCCGUACAUCCUCGUAGACAAAUCUAGCCCAAACUGUUAGCCGUAUGUAUGAAUGAAUGAUGGACACAACUCACUGUAACCACAACUUAAUUGACUGUGCUCUCUUUGAUCAUGCUGUUCUUUCUUCUCUUAAUGAACAAUUAUAUGUGUGUUCACUGUAGCCUUUUUUCCAUCCUUCCAAGCAAAGCCAAAAUACCUUUAGAGUACCUGAAGCAUAUUUACAGUAUCUAAAAAAAAGCUCUCCUAAAUGGACCUAAAUGGUGAAAGGGCAUCUGGCUGCUUGUGGACAGUCCAGUUAAGCCUUCCCUGAUACUUGGGACCUAUUUGGCCGUAAGCUGUUGGAGAUUGUACGCCUCCAAGAACCAGGAGGAAGGUGGCAGUGCUGCAGGGAGCAGCUUUGCUCUUGCACCUGUUGCAGAGCUGGAGGGACAGCUCUAAAAUACGGCAGGUAUCGUUAUUUGGAAGGGUGUCACAAAACAGGCAUGUGUUCCACGUGCUCGCAUACAUGCACACUUGUCUCAAAGACAAUCACAGUCAUACCUGCCUCAGCCUGACCAGUUUUCUGAAGUGUUUAUUAACCAUUAAGAAUGAGCAGCUUGGUAUUUUCUUUUCACAGCUACCAAACAUUAACUAGAACUGGUGAAAUGCUGCAGUCCUGGUGUUGCUGGUUCACAAAAUAUACCACUGCCUGACAGCAGUGUAAUUGGCUCUUGCACAAGUCUCUGUUGCCUUGUAUGUACAUGGGGGUUCCCUGUAUUUGUUCAUGGCUGGUGGGGAAGGCAAGUGCUCCAAAUCUUCAUUCAGUGGUCUACGCAGUUCCCCCAGUACUGUAAGUUACAAAUGCAUAUGAAGGGGAGACUGGACACUUUUUUUUAUGUGUACAGACUGAGAGUGAAUCAGUGAAUACCUUACAAGCACUGUGAAUAUCUAUUAUGCAAGUUUUUGUAUUCAUAUAAAAAAAAAAAAAAGUUCCUGCUAGUAAUAGAUGUUUUUUGUCUUUGGAUUUAGAAUGUCUUAUUAUUUUGGUUUCAUUAGUUUGGUAGAGGGUAACUUGUAAGCAUUUAUCAGCUGAUGUUAGAAACUAGCUGCCAAUAUUUGUAUAUAUUUGUAAUAUACUUGUGGUAUAAUCACUCUAUUUUAAUGGUAAAAGUUUCUCCUUUCUAUGAAAGGAAUUUUUUGUUAAAAAAAAAAAAAGUAUAUGUACACCUGCAAUAAAGUAUUGACAGAAAAAA